This is a messenger RNA of Octopus sinensis (East Asian common octopus), 3480 nucleotides long. RefSeq lists its product as uncharacterized. Lineage: Eukaryota; Metazoa; Mollusca; Cephalopoda; Octopoda; Octopodidae. Gene Ontology annotation, molecular function: zinc ion binding. The record is from RefSeq and is a predicted model, not a curated record.
GUGUGUAUGAAGUUCAGAAACAAUCCGGGGUUUGUAGAAAUUAAUCCCUUAAUGUAUAAAAGUUCUAACGUGAAGGUAAUUACGGAAGUACAGUUAUUGCGCAUGCGUAUCGUUUCUAUAUAACAUACGGGAAGCGAAUUUUUUUUCCCACGAGAGUUCCGGACCUCAGUAAAGUACUCCUUUGCAUACAACCAAGUUAACAUAUGCUAGCAUUCAAAAUGGCGACCUCCGAUUGCCAUUCGAAUCUUGUAUUGUGCUCUCAUUCAGAUGCUAAUAUCAUUGAUACUGAACACAUACGAUGGUUAGCGGAGUUCCUACCUGAGAACUAUAAACAUCACAUUUGUAACAUAGAAAUUGUCGAGAAAGAAGUAAAAGUAACACUGAGGUUGGCUGUUUCGAAAGAAGGGGCUAAAGAAUGGUUGGAGUCCAUGCAGAAGUCAUCCCUGUCAACUUUUCGAGUGGAAAGAACUUAUCCAUCCUCUGGUGAAAAGGUUUUGUUCAAGACUGAAUUUCGCUGUCAACAUAACACGAAACCAAGAACCACAACAGCCGACCAACGCAAGGGUUCAAAGAACACCAACUGCCCAGCAGGCUUGAGCAUGAUUGGCAAAGUCAGCACCUUUGAAAAGUCUGAUGGGAAAAAGAGGAAAUGCAGGUCUUCAGAUCCUCAUAUGCCUGAUCAUCCUCUGAUUGUGAAAUUCAAGUGCACGCAUAACCACCCUCUUAGGGCUGAGGAUGCUUUGAAGCAUAGGGAUGUGAGUGAAGAGGUUAAGGUAAAGUUCCUGGAAUUGUUCAACAAGGGUUAUACUCCUUCAAAAGCACUGGAACUGCACAAGUAUGAUCUACAACUCCAGCAUAGUGACAACUACCUUUUCAUCAGUGCUGAUAGAUCCAUCACUCCUGAUUUACAGUACUGUUAUAGGUUAUACUACCAGACAUUCAAGAAAGAGUAUGGUGAAGCCAAGGGAGAGUUUAUCCUCAAGGAUCUGAAGAGGAAGAUCGAGGAAGGAUCAUUCGGUGAUGACAUCAAAUUGUCACUUGUUGGGCCAGAGGGAAAACAAGCUGCCAUUGCCAUUGUAACGCCACUGAUGAGACGUGUGCAUAAACUGAUCAAACAUUCUGGUGAACUAGUAUUCAUUGAUGCAUCUGGAAACAUGAACAGGCAAGGGUGUCGAGUUUUUUUGCUCUUGACACACAGUUGUGCUGGAGGACUCCCACUUGGAGUGCUGAUUACAACAAGUGAGAGCACAGAAACAAUUACAGAGGCUCUGAAGUUGUAUAAUUCUCUGUUGGAUAAUGGUGCAUAUUUUGGGCGAGGCUGGAAAUCUGGGCCCGAAAUCUUCAUGACAGAUGACAGUACAUCGGAAAGGCAAUCACUCCAUGCUGUCUACUCUGAUGCCACACUUCUUCAUUGUGUGUUUCACAUUCUUCAGGCAUUUUGGCGCUUCCUCUUGGAAGCUAAGAAUGCAGUUAGGCAGGAAGACAGGCCACAUUUGUUUUCCUUGUUGAAGGACAUGAUUUACUGUGACACCAUCGAGGCGCUGAAGGCAAAACAUGGUGAAAUCAUGAAUGAUGAAACAUUGAAGAGGUACGAGUGUGUACGAAAGCACUUGGAGGACAUCUGUGCCAAAAAGACAUCGUGGGCAGUGUGUUAUCGAGUUGGUCUGCAUGUUGGUAACAACACAAACAACUACGCAGAGACAGCCAUGCGGAUAAUGAAGGAUCAGAUCCUUGAAAGGACCAGGGCCUAUAAUUUGAUCCAGCUGGUCGAUUUCAUUGUCACAAGAGUGGAGACAUAUUAUGAAAGGCGGCUCAUUGACGUCUGCAACAACAGACUAGACAGGUUGCUUCAGUCUCGAUUUUUUCCUGAUAUCAUGGCUGGAUCUAAAAUUGAUCCAAACGAAAUUGUUGGGAUUGCCAACAGUAAGAACUUGUUCAUGGUUCCAAGUGAGACAGAUGAUCCGACAACCUACAUGGUGGAUAUUGCUCUUGGUGUGUGCCAGUGCAGGAAAGGAAUAACUGGUGGACCAUGCAAGCAUCAGUACCUGGUUUUCAAGAAGCUGAACAUCCUGUCCUGCUGGAACUUCAUUCCUAUAAAUGAUCCCUCAAUGAGGGAGUUGUUGUACGAAGUGGCCACAGGUUGUUCGAAUGUUCCAAAACAAUGGUUUCUGCCCCUGAACUGCCAGAAUGAACCAGAUCAAGUGGAUACAAACAGUAUAACGAUGGAGUCCAUAGACAAUAUAAAAACUGAACCUCAUUGUGCUGACAGUGACGACAACUGCAUGGAGUCAAACAAUCACAUAAAUGAAAAUGACGGAGCUGACUGGAAGGAUAUGGAGAUUUCAAAUGGUUGCACAUCAAAACCAAGUGCUGAGGAUGGAAGUGACCCAAUAAUCAAUGAGCUAAACAAGGCUUUUCUUGCUUUACAAGAAAGUUAUUCUCAAGACAAAGAAUUCUUUGGGGGACCAGUAAAAAAAUUCACUAAGCAGCUUCUGGAACUAACUUCUGGAACAGAUACUGCGUUAGCUUCCGCGCUUCACUGCUUUGGUUGGUACUCUGAUGUGGAAAGAAAAACUGAAAAUAUUUAGUCAAUAUGAAGACAAUUGGUGUGCAUCCAACUGCAGCAUCCAGGAGAAAGAUGGUUGGUGGUAGAGAAACCGCAGACCAUUGAAGGACUGUUUGAAAAGUGUGAAAGGAAAGGUGCCAUUCAGCUCUCAGAUUAUGCCUAGAUGCAAACCUCAACAUAACUUCACAAAUGUGUUAAACACAACCAAUCUCUUGGUAAAACACACUCUACCAAAUUAGUAAUUAUCAUCAUAAUCAUGAUUUAUCAUCACCACAUUAACAGUCAUCAAAUCAAUGUCAUUGCCAUCAUUAUCACCACCAACAUCACUCUCAUUGCUAUCAUCAUUAUAAUUACGAUUCAUCAUUACCACCAUGACAAUCAUCAACAUCAAUGUCAUCAUGAUCAUCAUCAUCACUGCUACCCGCACCAACAUCAAUAACCAUCAUCAAAAGAGAAAAUAAGCAUGAUUAUUCCUUACCCAAGUGACCAUGUAUAAUAAAUUACAAUAUGGCGAAAUUUCAUUGGAUCAUAAUGAUAAAAACAAUUGUAAUAAAAUAAAAUGGGCAAAAAAAAGUCAACAGUAUGCCUCAGUCUGUCAUUAUUAUGGGGGGAAAAAAUAUAUUUUAUUCCCAACCCUUUUGGAAACAACAUUAGCAUCAUCUAGCUGUGACUGUCAUAGAAUUAAAUACAAUAAUCAAUAAUAUUAAUAUGCCAACUUGUUGUUUUUGUACGUACAUACCUGUGGUGUGUGUCACACUUGCUUUAAAGGAAGAAGUGAGUGGCAAAGCGGGAGAGGAGGACAGAGAGAAAAAGGGAGACAUUAAGUGAUGAUGGCGUUCAUUUUGGGUUUUUUAAAUGUUUAUCAGAUCGCAAGAAAAUAUGCCACAAUACAGGUUCGCUUCGACAUUACAUGU